This is a messenger RNA of Chilo suppressalis (striped riceborer), 1565 nucleotides long. The record is from the annotation of a GenBank genome assembly. Lineage: Eukaryota; Metazoa; Arthropoda; Insecta; Lepidoptera; Crambidae.
AAUAAAACCAAUUACAGGAUCCUGGUGAGAUUAUAUUAUUUGUAGUUCUUACAGUUGUAUUUGUAAAGUAAGCUGUUUGGUUUUGAAUGGGUACAUACAGACCCACAUUGAAUUACGUAAACUAAUAAUAGCGGCAGUAAUUCGCGGACUUGAAAUAUAGUAGCAUCGUGUAUUUAAUAUAUCGUUUUAAAAAUGUAGUGUUAUGAUUGAAUAACUAGUGAAUGAUUCCAACCUUAAAGUUGGAAUUCUCUACAAAUCUGUGUUUAAAAGCAUACGAAAGAUACUAACAAUUUGGUCAUUGUUGGAAUUGUUAAAUGUAAAAUGGUCGGGUCACGAGUGUAUGUUGGUGGCUUACCAUUUGGUGUCAGGGAUAGGGACUUGGAAAAGUUCUUCAGAGGAUUUGGCAGAAUUCGUGAUAUCCUCAUCAAGAAUGGCUAUGGGUUUGUGGAGUUUGAAGACUAUCGAGAUGCAGACGAUGCUGUGUAUGAAUUAAACGGGAAAGAGUUACUGGGAGAUAGGGUGGUGGUGGAGCCGGCGCGAGGCAUCGACCGCAGCGCAGACCGUUACCGGCGCGACCGCCACCACGACCGCGACCGCGGCCGGUCACGAUACGACAGUGACUACAAUUAUAGAUAUGGGCCACCAACGCGCACCGAGUAUCGGCUUAUCGUCGAAAAUCUGUCUAGCCGCAUUAGCUGGCAGGAUUUGAAGGAUUAUAUGCGUCAAGCCGGAGAAGUUACUUACGCUGACGCCCACAAACAACAUAGAAAUGAAGGUGUGGUCGAGUUCGCGACUCAUUCGGACAUGCGCGCCGCUAUAGAGAAGUUGGAUGGCACGGAACUGAACGGUCGUCGUAUUCGCCUGGUGGAGGACCGUCGCUCGUCGCGUCGCCGCACUCGCUCGUCUUCUAGCCGCUCGCGUAGUCGCUCGCGCGGUCGUCGCAGUCGCUCCAGGCGUUCAUCGCGUAGCCGUUCUCGUUCGAAGUCGCGUCCAAAGAGCAAGAGCCCUGCUGCCAAGUCGCGCUCCAGAUCCCGCUCUAAGGACCGCAGUCGAUCCAAGUCUCGGUCGCGCUCGGCGUCGCGCCGCAACGACCGCCGCACCGCGUCCAAGUCGCCGGAGAGGAACGGCCACCGCUCCGCUUCCAGAUCCAAGUCGCGCUCGCCCAAAGCCGACUCCAAGGAGAGGUCCCGUUCCCGCAGCAAGGAGGCGUCUCCCAAGCGCGAGGAAAGGGAAGAGCGCCGCGCCACCAAGUCUCGUUCCCGGUCCCGAUCCCGCUCGCGUUCCCGCUCCCGAUCCCGCGACCGCGACAACGACCGCGACCGCUCCGCCUCCCGUGACCGAUCCGGAUCGCGCUCCCGAUCAAGAUCACGAUCCCCGCACCAGAACGGCGACGGUCAAGACAGGGCCAGUACGGACCGCUCACCACGCAGCGGGGACUAGAACUAUAAAAAGAAACAACAGAUUAGAAAUAAGACUAUAUUUAAGACUCUUACAAUUAGGUAUUAGAUUUUAUGAACUCUUGACUUCGGCGUCCGUCUUCGGUGGUCACAUCACGCCGCCUACAC